Messenger RNA from Mugil cephalus (flathead mullet), 2245 nucleotides. RefSeq names its product ring finger protein, transmembrane 2 (gene rnft2). The record is from RefSeq and is a predicted model, not a curated record. Gene Ontology annotation, molecular function: ubiquitin protein ligase activity. Bases 180 to 1526 code for a protein of 448 amino acids. Gene Ontology annotation, biological process: positive regulation of ERAD pathway. The transcript has 10 exons. Lineage: Eukaryota; Metazoa; Chordata; Actinopteri; Mugiliformes; Mugilidae.
GAGGACUCUGAUUGGCCGAUGGCUCUUUCCGGUAUGACGCCAUACCGGAAGUUUUUACCUUCCCAGCCGGCUACAAGACCAGACAGAGAUAACCGUUUUUACACGAACUAUGACAAGGGCCGAGGGGAAAUUCACUCAAGUUAUCCGGGGCUGGGUCGUGUGGUGAUGAGCGGUAUGCCAUGCAGAGGAGACACAGCAGCAACACGGAUGGCAUGCCCUCUGAAAGGAGCCGAAGCCAAACUCUGGGGUCCGAGAGCAGCCUGGAUGAAGGUGGCGUGUUUGACUGCCUGAAGCCCGACUCGCCUGCUUCACCCCAGCAGAUCUUCUCUGGGCUGGUGGGAGUCCCCUCCGGCUCCGUCUCGUCUGCCCAGUUCCAGGCGGCCGGCUUAGUCCUGGGCUCUCCCCCUGAAGUUUUUAUCCAGAUGACCGCGUCCUCCAGAGAAGAAGGGGGCCCCCACCGCACAGAGGGCGGCCCUUUUCUCCCGCGGCCACCCCAGCACCACCAUCACCACCACCACCACUUCCACCACCAGCCCCUGCAGCACAGAACCUCCUCUCUUCUGCAGCAGGCUACGACGGCGGCCGGCUCAGAGAGGCACAGCUCCAGGGAGGAGGCCCAGGAAGACCAGUCCACCCCGGCUCCAGCUUUGUCUGAGCUGAAGGCAGUGGUGACAUGGCUACAGAGGGGCUUUCCCUUCAUCCUCAUCCUGCUGGCUAAAGUCUGUUUUCAGCAUAAACUAGGUAUCGCUGUGUGCGUGGGGAUGGCCAGCACAUUUGCCUACGCCAAUUCCACAUUUAGGCACCAAGUGUCAUUACGGGAGGACCGUUCUGUAUUUGUUGCUCUGUGGAUCAUCAUGUUCCUCGGAGGGAAUAUAGUGUACGUCUACUACACGUUUAGUCACGAGGAGCUGCAGAACAGCCUCAUUUUUGCCAAGCCCAACCUCAGCACCUUCGACUUCUUCGAUCUGAUCUGGGCGGUGGGCAUCACCGACUUCGUGCUUAAAUACGCAACCAUCGGCCUGAAGUGCUUCGUCCUCUUCCUGCCCAAGAUUCUCCUGGCCUUCAAGUCCAGGGGUAAGUUCUACCUGCUGAUCGAGGAGCUGAGCCAGCUGUUUCGAGCCCUGGUGCCCAUCCAGCUGUGGUACAAGUACAUCAUGGGAGAAGACCCCUCCAACAGUUACUUCCUGGGAGCAGCACUCAUCAUCAUCUACAGCCUCUGCAAGUCCUUUGACAUCUGUGGACGUGUGUCUGCUAUCCGCAAGGCCUUGGUCAUUCUCUGCAGCUCCCAGAGUUACGGGGUGAGGGCCGGCAGUCAGCAGUGCAGCGAGGCCGGGGACGUCUGCGCCAUUUGUCAGGCUGAUUUCAGAGACCCCAUCGCUCUGCUGUGUCAGCACGUCUUCUGUGAGGACUGCCUGUGUCUGUGGUUCGACCGCGAGAGGACGUGUCCACUGUGUCGCUCCACCGUCCUGGAGACGCUGCGGUGCUGGAAGGACGGCACCACGUCAGCUCACUUCCAGAUCUACUGACGCAGCCAGAGAAGGCCGAUGCAUCACAGAUGUGGCGUGACAUGGUUCUCUGUAAACGCUCUGUGACGGAGAAGCGCUGUUAGUGUGGUGUGGUCUUCAUGUGAAGCUGCGUCCAUCAACCAGACAGUUGACAGAAGCCAGAUUAUUGUCCUCCAGGUAUUUAUUUUAUUUAUUUUGUAGACUUCACUACACAUUUAACUUGUGGGUAUAAUCUAUUAUUCCUCAUUAGUCACACCGUGGUAAAGAUAAGUCGCAGCACUUGUAUAUGUGGUAAAUUUGGUGUAAUUUGGAUUAUUUAUGAUUCCGUUGUGUGCAUAUAUUGACUGUUUGUUAUUAUUCAAUUGUAUAUUUAACUUUUAUUUAGAUAUUCAGCGUUUGAAACAAAAUUAAAUGAAUUAUUGUGGAGGUGGAUACACAGUUCACUCAUUUCUAUUAAGUUACUGGUUUGCAAGGUGUGUUUUUUAAUUAUUAUCAUAUUUGGGUGUGAGUUUUAAUAAUCAGACAGGGACCAUAUUUAUUUUAACAUGCUGUAAAUUUGAUCCCUUAAAUGAACCACUCAAACAUUUCAUCUGCUCUGAUCUUUCCUAUGUGUAUUAGUCCUUUUUUAUAUAUUGUUGCUGUGUAUUAUUUCAUCUAGAAUCAUUUCCUGUGGAGCUAUACUUUCCUGCUGAAUGUGCACUGCAGCACUAAGAGUUUGAAAUUAAAGCGCUCCAACUCUG